This is a messenger RNA of Cajanus cajan (pigeon pea), 1769 nucleotides long. RefSeq names its product cytochrome P450 82A4. The record is from RefSeq and is a predicted model, not a curated record. Lineage: Eukaryota; Viridiplantae; Streptophyta; Magnoliopsida; Fabales; Fabaceae. Gene Ontology annotation, molecular function: monooxygenase activity; oxidoreductase activity, acting on paired donors, with incorporation or reduction of molecular oxygen; heme binding.
AUGGAUUUUGUUCUAAAUUACCUAAAUGCAACUGCCAUUGGACUUCUUUCUCUAAUUCUCUUUUGUUUGUUUUUGUAUCGUCCCUUCAAAUUUGGUCAUAAUAAAGAGGCUCCCAUGGUUGCAGGUGCAUGGCCAAUACUUGGCCACCUCCCGUUGUUGAGUGGUUCUCAAAGACCACAUAGAACUUUGGGUGCUUUGGCUGACAAGUACGGGCCCGUAUUCACUAUCAAGCUUGGUGUCAAAGAGGCUUUGGUAAUCAACAACUGGGAAGUGGCUAAGGAAUGCUUUACCACAAAUGACAUUGUUGUUUCCUCUCGCCCUAAGCUUGUUGCCGUUGAGCACUUAGGCUACAACCAAGCUUUGUUACCCGUAGCACCCUAUGGUCCUUAUUGGCGUGAGCUACGAAAGAUUACAACAUCAGAGAUUCUUUCCAAUCGCCGAAUAGAGGAACUACAACCUGUUCGUGUGACAGAAGUUCAAACUUCGAUUAAGGAGCUCUUCAAUGUCUGGAGUAGAACAAAGAACGAAUCUGGUUAUGCGUUGGUGGAUCUGAAGCAAUGGUUUUCUCAUUUGACAUUCAACAUUAUUUUUCAGAUGGUCAUUGGAAAGCGAUACUUUAGUGUUGCAACUAAGGAUGAUGAGAAGGCACAAAGAUUUGUAAAAGCCGCGAAGGAGUUCAUCCGUCUGUUUGGCGUGUUCACAGUGGGAGAUGCUAUUCCUUAUUUGAGAUGGUUUGAUUUUGGUGGCCAUGAGAAGGCCAUGAAAGAAACUGGCAAGGAAUUUGAUAGUAUAUUAAGUGAGUGGUUAGAGGAGCAUCGACAAAAUAGGGCUUUGGGUGAGAAUAUUCAAGACUUCAUGGAUGUGAUGAUUUCCUUGCUUGAUGGAAAAACAAUUGAAGGGAUAGAUGCCGAUACCAUCAUCAAAUCCACCGUAGAGACGAUAAUUUUGGGCGGAACUGACACGAGCAGUAGCACUCUUACAUGGGCAAUAAGUUUGGUAUUGAGAAAUCCUCUUGAAUUAGAAAAAGUUAAAGAAGAACUUGACAUCCAAGUUGGAAAACAAAGAUGUGUAUGUGAGUAUGAUGUAAGUAAGUUAACGUAUCUUCGGGCCAUAGUCAAAGAAACUUUGAGAUUAUACCCUCCUGUUCCCCUCUCUGCUCCUCGUGAAUUCACAGAUGAUUGCAUUUUAAGAGGAUACAAUAUCAAGAAAGGAACCCGUCUAAUUACGAAUCUUUGGAAAAUUCAUACAGAUUGUAAUGUUUGGUCAGAUCCAUUAGAGUUUAAACCGGAAAGGUUUCUUACAACUCAUAAAGAUAUUGAUAUCAGGGGUCAUCAUUUUGAGCUAUUACCAUUCGGAAGUGGUAGAAGGGUUUGUCCUGGAAUAUCCUUUGGCCUUCAAACUAUUCAUUUUACUCUUGCAAGUCUUUUGCAUUCCUUCGAGAUCUUAAAUUCAUCAACUGAACCAAUUGAUAUGACUGAACUCUUCGGAGUAACCAAUGAUAAAGCCACUCCACUUAAGAUUCUUAUUAAACCACGAUUAUCUCCUAGUUCUUCUGAAAGCUUGUAAUCCGUAUGUGUUAGUUAGCGGUGUGAACUUGGUGCAUGUAUUUUGAUUGUUAAACUAUAUAUGUAGUCUAUUUUGGGUAAAUGGGCGUGUUUGUCUUGUAAAGUAUUUCAAAACUAUGUAUUUGUUGUUUUCAUUUUAAUUAUCAUAAAGGAGGAGAUUAGUUUGAAGUAUUUCUUGAAUAUGUGAUUAUUCGGUCAUAAUAA